This is a messenger RNA of Arvicanthis niloticus (Nile rat), 4851 nucleotides long. The record is from RefSeq and is a predicted model, not a curated record. NCBI's taxonomy places the organism in Eukaryota, Metazoa, Chordata, Mammalia, Rodentia, Muridae.
AGGUGGGGCGCGGGGGUGGGGGUGGGGGGGAAGCGGGUGUGGCCGCCAUGUUGGUGAAGGCGACUGUCUCCGCCGGGAGCUCCAGCACGUUGGCUCUGCGGGCCUAAACCCGCCAUAUUAAUAAAGAGAAAGGGGAGUGGGCCCUCCCUCCCUCCCACCCCUGUACUGUGCACGCCCCUCUUCCCACCCCGCUCUCGGCACCGAGCUGGCGGCGCCUUGUCGCCCUGCCUCGUUUGUCUAGCGUUUGACAGCAGCUUAGCGGGUAGCGCCGAAUGAGGGGCCCGGGGAAAUGCCGACCAAUUGCGCCGCGGCGGGCUGUGCUGCUACCUACAACAAGCACAUUAACAUCAGCUUCCACAGGUUUCCUUUGGAUCCUAAAAGAAGAAAAGAAUGGGUUCGCCUGGUUAGGCGCAAAAAUUUUGUGCCAGGAAAACACACUUUUCUUUGCUCAAAGCACUUUGAAGCCUCCUGUUUUGAUCUAACAGGACAAACUCGACGACUUAAAAUGGAUGCCGUUCCAACCAUUUUUGAUUUUUGUACCCAUAUAAAGUCUCUGAAACUCAAGUCAAGGAAUCUUCUGAAGAAAACCAACAGUUUUACUCCAACUGGAGCCUGUAAUUUAACACUGAGCAGCAGUCAGCAGGUACUGCUUGAACACAGCUAUGCCUUUAGAAACCCUACGGAGGCAAAGAAAAGGAUCAUUAAACUAGAAAGAGAAAUAGCGAGCUUGAGGAGAAAAAUGAAAACUUGCCUGCAAAGAGAACGCAGAGCAACUCGAAGAUGGAUCAAAGCCACGUGCUUUGUGAAGAACUUAGAAGCAAGUAACCUGCUACCUAAGGGCAUCUCAGAACAGAUUUUACCAGCGGCCUUAAGCAAUCUUCCUCUGGAAGAUUUAAAAAUUCUUGGACAAGAUCAACAAGAGAAAGCAUUGCCCGUUCUCUAAAUGUAAAAUGGGCGAGAAUCUCUGCGCUCAAGUUUUCCUGACACAGAACCCAGUGCCCAUCUCCUGCCAUCACCGACCACACUCCGGCAGUCACACUACAGUCAAGUGCUUGAGUUGUACUUGAAGUAGCAGUAUCACUGUAUGCAGACCUGAGGAAGUGGAGAGUUCAGUGACAAGUUUGAGAAUGUGUAGAAGUGCCUUACGUGAGGAUUACAUACGUAGACAUCGUCUUAGGAAACACUGUUGGAGGUUAUUUCUGGUCUUGUUUUUUUUUAAGCUGCUGUCAAAUAGGAAUGACAGAUGAUGUGUUCAUAUAAGUAAAAGCAUUCUGCACCAAAGCUGGACCAUUACAUUCUAAAGAACACGUGACGUGGGAGCUAAUCGCAUUAAAUAUGAGGAAAACUACUGGAUUGUGUAUGAAUUAUUGGGAUUGUGGUUGAAAAUUUUAUAGACUAAAAACCUCUGGGGUACAGGGCAAGGGUUUUUUUGUUUGUUUGUUUUGUUUUUUUGUUUGUUUUUUCUUUUUUUCUUUUUUAGCGUUUUGUAUUUUAACCAGUGAAAGUAAGCUUAUCAUGGCCUUCUUUAUAAAAACAUUAAAUUCAAAAGUAGGUUGUAAAAUAAUUUCAAAAUAGUAUUUUGAAUGUGAAAUACCUUUGAGACUCCAAACUAGGUAAGGCUCAAGUACCUCAGACUGGGAAGUCCUGAUGAGUUAUAUUCAACUUCUAAGAAAAUAUACAGAAAAUAAUGCAGAAUUUGAAGUCUAGCUUUUACCUUAACAAAAUAAAUAGACAAAUGUAUAUUAUUCUUUUUCUUAUAAAUAAAAAUAUUGAAUUUCCAUCUUCAUAAUUGAUACAUUAAUGAACACUUUAGACCAUUUGUUCCUUGUGUUGACAGCAAAUUCUUAAACUGAUCUUUCUUUUUGUGACUACUUCUUAAUUGCCUUCUUUAAUGUCAAAAAUAGCUUUUUCCCUCCUUAAUAAAUCACAGUCUAAUUCAAUCACAGGGUACUUAACUAUGUUGUGUUUCAGACCCAGGCCAGGCUACUGAGGUACAUAUUUACCAUACCAAUGUCUUAGGAUUUAAAAGCUUUUAAGAACAUGUUUGAGGAUCUAAGAAGGUAUUUGAGGGUCCAAGAAGGUGUUUUAAGGUUGGCAAGUUCAGCGUAGAGGACAGGGUGUGCCAUCCCUUCCCAGUACCAGGUAGGAACUGGGGGAUCUGAGAGGACCUGGAGCCCUCCGAUAAAAGUGUAUUGGAUUUGAUAUUCUAAAUAGGCACCUCAGCCAGUUGUCCUGCAUCUGAGACCCAACAGUGUUAGGUUAAAACGGACUCAGUUUAUCUUACCCCAUCAGCUUGCUUUUUAACAUUUUCUUCUUUAGAAAAUCAAAACAACUUUAAUUCAUAACGGAAAUAAAAUCCUCUAAGAUAAUGUGUGUCUCUGUGAUAAAGCUAUGCAAAUGCUGAUAUUUAUAAAAUAGAAAAAUGGAGAUCACUCUUCUGUCACCACUUGCACCUUGAAAAGGCCUUGUGUCACUAAAUGUUUAAUAAGAACCCUUCCUUCAGAAUAAGAGCCCUUCCUUCAAAAAGCUUUGGCUAAGUAAGUAAAGUGUAUUCACAUAAGUAAGUUAUUUAGCUCUUCUUCAAGUUUGUGAGAUUACCACAUGAGCCUAACAUGCCUGAUCACAAAUAACCAUAGAUCUUUCCUAUGCAGAGAUGAAUUUGGAUUUUCUGCCAUCUCUUGGGCUGUUUCUCUCUGUCCCACCCAGUAACCAGCACUGUUCAGUAAGAAUUGCUUUCCCUGCAAACCUAGUGGUAAAAACUGGCUUAGUUUUUGUGUGAUACUUAUAUCCAAUACUCGAUUAAUUCUUCGGUAGGUGUGAUCACCCUUGUUAGCUAUCUUAAGUACUGGGUGAAGUUCCUUAAAUGUGUCAUCUUAUAUUUUUCCCUAAUACUGGUUCACGUGUCUUUAUAUUAUCUCAAAUAUCAAUGACAAACACACGGACUGUACCUAUUUGAUAGCCUAAAAUAAGCUGGGAAACUAAUCAUAUUAACAUAACCUAUGUUCUUGAAAUGUAAACUUUUGUAUGGUUUACCAUGUUCCCCAAGCACUAAUUAAUGUGGUCUGGUUAAUGUUAGUAUAUUGACAUCUUAAUACACUUUUUAAUCAUAAAUGUAUGACAUUGUAAAAUACAAUGCGCUUUUGGCAAAGUUACAUAGUCUUCAUUCAUUAUUAUGGGCCUUUAGUUUCUUUGGGGUGUUUUGUUUGUGUGCUGGAAAUUGAACCCAGGGCUUUGUGCAUGCAGACACCACUGCUGAGCCAUCUCCCCAGUGUGUUUCAUUCACUAUUUUUGGAUACCAUUGAAUAAACCUCAGUAAAUGUAAUUUUCUGCCUAUUUUCUUCAUGUUAUUUUCCUAAUAACAUGCUUCAAAGUCUCUUACAUGACUGUAUUAAUAACACAUCUGUCUGUCUUUAAAUGGCUUCCUAGCUGAACGUGGUAGCGCACAUCUGUCAUGUUAGCCAUGAGGGAGAAGGAAGUGAAGGUGGGGAAAUGUGAGUUCCAGGCUCUUAAAAACAUUCAAGGAGUCUUAAAAUCCUGCCUUCAGUUUGCUGAUAGAUUUAUUUUGUUGACUGCAUACCAUAAAACUGAUGGAGUGAGGCGUGAUGAAGCCCUGGGACAAACGUCUCUAAUUCCUGUGCUUUGGAGGUGGCGGGAGGACCCAAAAUUUUCAUCCAAGCCUAUUUGAGACCUUGUUUGAAAAAUAAACAAACCAAUCAUAAUUACAACAGCUCUCCCACAGUCAGACCUCACAGACCUAUCUAUCCAGUGUAUGUACAUGCUACUGACAUUCACAAACAACAACAACAAAAACACAACUGAAGGCUAGGAACUUGAUAGGAAGACAAGCACUGAGCUGGGAGAUGCGCCUCAUUCAGCAUGCAUCAAGCCCAAGGUUCAAACUCCAACACCCAAAUGGGGUUAAAAUGGACAUUGGCUGCCCUUCGGUUGCUGCAAGCAUCCCGAAAGAAUGGUGCUUAGAAUAUGAGAUGCAUCCUAUGAAAGAAGUAGGUAUAGGAUGCUUCAGUACACACUGUUGAGUUGAAACUCAAUGGAAAACGUAGAAACUUUAGACCUAUUUACAACCAAGUGACUUCGUUUUGAAAUAAAACGAAUUUUUCUUAGAAUGACUGGUGAGAGGUGGGCAAAGCACUAGGGUUUGACCUGUGUUCAGUGUUACUGGGUCAUAACCUUUAAAAAAAAAACAAAACACAAUGAACAGAUCAAAAUGAUAACUUUGCUGAAAGAAAGACACAGCUAUAAGUAGGUCAAAGCUGAGAACUGGAAUGUUUGAAAUUUGAUAUUUUGGGAACAAAUGAUGCCAUUGGUGGGUUCCCGAACUAAAUCAUGAGACAGUUGUUUUCCAGUCUCUGCCUUUCUCCUUCCAAGCUGGAUUCACACAAGGUACCUUUGUUUAUUCAUUCACACAUUACUCUGUCCCACUUGCAAACAGAUGGAGAUACCUGUUGUCUACGCAGUUCUAGGACAAAUACGUGUCUUCUACCCUCAAGUUCUCCUUUUAAUGUAUGUUAUUCAAAUAGGAAAAAAUCAUGUGUUUUAGAAAAGCAAAAGGUAAAGUUUAAAUGUAUUAAAUAUGUCUAUGAGAUCCUAGCUAAUGGCGUCUAUGGAGAUUUUGUUACGUUCUCUCAUUUCUCAGUGUUAGAAUACGGGUAAAUUUUAAUUUUGAUAUAAUAGAGAAACUAAUCUUUAUAUCAGGAGUGGGGUUCUUUUGCUAUUUAGACAGUUGAAUACUUUAUAAAGUUAAGGAUUUUGUAAUGUAUAUUAAACAACAACAUUGUACUCACAAAAAGUGUAUUUGGAAUUUGUUACAAUUAAAAAUUGUUUCCCAAGGAA